ACGGUCGGUUUAAUGGUGAUAAAUAACUAAAAUAAGUAAACAACCAAACGGCCAACAGGUUGUUGUUAUUAUUUAGAAAGAAAUCUGUCCCGUGCGACGUUGCCGAGAACGCCGGUCGUUUUGCUUCCAUACCGCGCGACAUUGACAUCGGCAACGUUGCACCUUCGCGUCCGGGUCCGUCAUCCAUUUUGUUUACAUAUCGUCGUCGUUCUCUACAAUUGUAGCACCUCUGACCACAGCAAACGGGGUCCUCUACUCCGUCUAGCUGUUUAUGCCACGGCCGCUGCCUGAGCGUUUUGCCGUUUAAGUCGUUUGUUGUUGUUAAUUAUUCUUUUUGUUUUUCCCCCCUCGUAGUCCACGUUGACGACGAUAUCGCAUCAGGUUUACUGAACGUCACGUAACCAAAACUUACCGGUUUCAUAAAUUUUCAAGUUUUCACUGUUUCUCACUCUGAUUUUUGUUGUCGUAGCAGAAGCACAAGCAAGUGUACGCCGCCCACACGAUUCACCUAUUCAUUUUUUAACUCAAGACUUAAAGCAACAUGUCUCAUCGUGACUGGGAUCAAUCAUGCAAAGUGUAUAUUGGUAAUUUGGGCCAAAAUGGUACUAAACAUGAAAUUGAAGCAUCAUUCACAAAAUAUGGUCCAUUGAAAAAUACUUGGAUUGCUAGAAAUCCUCCUGGUUUUGCCUUUGUUGAAUUUGAAGAUCCUAGAGAUGCUGAAGAUGCAGUCAGGGGACUUGAUGGAACCCGUAUUUGCGGAGUUCGUGUACGUGUUGAAAUGUCUAGCAACAGACCUCGUGGUGGACGCGAUGGUCGCGGUGGCGGAGGAGGUGGUGACCGCAGAGGUGGUGGUGGUGGAGGAGGUGGUGGAUACAAUAGAGGUCCUCCACGUUACAAUGAUAGGUAUAAUGACAGGAAAAGGAUCAUUGGUUAUCGCCCAUACUAAAAAAUUUAUCAUCCCAUCUUAUAAAAAAAACCUCACACUGACAAUAUGACUUGACCAACAAUUUUCGUACUUCGCUCCACCAAUUCUACUGAAUUGAAAUACCGUAACGUGUUAUUUAACAUCAUGCGGGCGGAAACAGCCUAUUCUACACUAUUCUACAAUAUUCUUCCAACGCCUCUACCCUACGAUCAACUCUUCACAAGCACUUGUAUGCUUUCUUGGCUGUUUUAACGUCUCCACUCACACUCUCCAUCUAAACAACAUAUGGUAUUAUUUAUUCUUUCAUUGAAAAUUGAGAGUUGUAAGUUAAAAGGUAUUUAGUUUUUUGUUUUGUUUUUUUUUUUUUUAAACAAUUACCUAUGACAUGUUUUUUUAAUAGGAGCUGUAAUAAGUAAGUAUAAUUAAUACUCCCUAGUUGAAAAUGGAGAUGGUUAUAGUAACUGUUAUUUGUUAUUAUUAUGAUGUAUAACUAUUUAAAUUAUAUUUUAGAUCACGAUCGCGAUCUCCCAAACGUCGUGCACCGCCAUCACGGUCACGUUCAAGGAGCUACUCACCAAGACAACGUCGUACGUCACAUUCCUAAGAUAAACAUUUUAAACAUCGAUGAUACAGGUUCCAUUUAAUAUGAACUUUAGUAUGCCCCAAUCAAUUAUUGUUCCCUAUAAAACUUCAAUAUUUUCUGUUAGUAUUUUACAGAAAUCCUAAGAAUUUUUUUUUAAAUGAUCUAAUUUGUAAUUUUUUUAACUCAAGAUUACUUGGUAUUUCCAAAUGAUCACUUAAAAUUUUAUAGCUUUAUAUUAAGUUAACUUUUGUAAGUUAUUUUUAUUCAUUAUACCUACCAUUAGUUUGGUUUACUUAAAAUAUACAAUACACUUAGAUAAAUAAUUUAAUUUUUGAAUUGUAUAGAUUGUCUUUAGUUGGUCCCCAAUCCCCAUACAUUAUAACAUCCACCUUAAUGCUUCCUGACUACAUUUAAAAUCUUGCUUAUUUUUGAAAAAUGAAUGGAAUUAGUUAUUAAACUUUUUAAAUAAAUUGGCUAUCUCAGAUUUUAAGAAAUAAUAACGACAAACAUUUUGCAUUUCAAGGUAAAAAUUCAGUAUAUACUCGGUGUAACAAUUAUUUUAAUAAUUUAUUUUGGUAAUAAACUUUAAGACUAACUAUAAAUAAAGUAGGCAAUCACUUAUAAAUUAAAAUUUUAUAACUAAUAUGAAUAAAAAGUCAACAUUAAUGGUUAAUUUGAAUAUUGUAAUACCAAAAUGAACUCAAAUUCAAAGUGAGAUAUGUCAUAAAGUAGUGGUACACUAUCAUUAACUGGUAUAAAUUAUAUGCAUUAUUUGGAUUUGGAUAAUAUAUACAUUGUAUUAGAUCAA
Aphis gossypii (cotton aphid) is the source of this 2316-nucleotide messenger RNA. Its product is annotated as RNA-binding protein 1-like. Gene Ontology annotation, molecular function: RNA binding. Lineage: Eukaryota; Metazoa; Arthropoda; Insecta; Hemiptera; Aphididae. The transcript is spliced from 4 exons. Gene Ontology annotation, cellular component: nuclear speck. The record is from RefSeq and is a predicted model, not a curated record. The coding region runs from base 542 to 946 and encodes 134 amino acids. Gene Ontology annotation, biological process: mRNA splicing, via spliceosome.